This is a messenger RNA of Medicago truncatula (barrel medic), 941 nucleotides long. RefSeq names its product putative F-box/LRR-repeat protein 23. Lineage: Eukaryota; Viridiplantae; Streptophyta; Magnoliopsida; Fabales; Fabaceae. The record is from RefSeq and is a predicted model, not a curated record. Bases 1 to 645 code for a protein of 214 amino acids. The transcript has 2 exons.
AUGGAAUCCUUAUCAUCUUCUUCUUCUUCCGUAACCUCCUCGCCGAAUUCAAAACAAGUAACCGAUUCUGGAGAACGAAACUGGGUAGAUCUUCCACGAGAUUCAGUGUUAUCCAUUUUCCGGAAGCUUGACUCAAUCGAUAUUCUCAUUCGCCCUUACAAUCUUCCUCAAUUAGAGGAACUUGAUAUAUCACUCAGCAACCUAACUCAUCAUUCUUUUGAAGCCAUUGGCCGAAGUUGCCCUCGAUUGAAAACCUUUAAAUUUAACAUUCAAGCAUACAAAUAUCCACGCGUUGAAGAUGAUGAUGAUGCAUUUGCUAUUGCGCAAACCAUGCCUGGAUUACGCCAUCUCCAGCUUUUUGGAAACAAGAUGACUAAUGAUGGUUUGCUUGCUAUUCUUGAUGGCUGUCUUCACCUUGAAUCUCUCGACAUACGCCAAUGUUUCAACAUUAAUUUUAAUUUGGUAGCAAGUGUGGGGAAGAGAUUUAUAGAACAAGUCAAGUAUUUACGGCUUCCAUAUGAUGCCACUGAUGAUUAUCCAUUUCAAGCGGCAUUUGAUUAUGCUUCACUCGCUGAAGACCCAGAUUGGUUUGUGUACCAAGAUUUUUUGUCUGACGAUGAUUAUGAGUAUUAUGAGGUAUUAUGAAUUCUGCAUAGGAGAAACGUGUUGUGAAUGUCUUAGACUCUUAGUAACAACUCCUCGUUUUUUCUUUGUAACAUUGGGAUACAAAGAAAGUAUGGAACGACCCAUCAAUGCAUGUUUGAAUGAAUUUAUUUGGUACGACAGUCUUUUUCAUUGACAUAUUGCAGUUGAUAAUAUCAUCUAGUAUCUUUGUGAAGCACAUUCAUUGUUUGCAACUUGUGUUUAUCUGAUAAAUAAAUGUAAGAAGCAGUUUAUUUAGAGAUGUUUGAAAAUAUGAGAAUUUAUAGUUUGACUGUGAA